GGUGGUGGGGUGCACAGUGGUGGCAACAGCCUUGUCGGGGAUAGCAUCCUCAUUGCACAGCAGUCGAAGGCAGUGAAGGGAAUGGAAAGAAACGGAUGGAAAUUGUGAGAGACAGAGGGGAGUAGUGGCAGACACUGCGUCCGGUGUAUUAUUUGCAGCCAAAAGAAGGUGUUCUGUGGAUGGAAGUGAGUUUGGCCAAAAAAAAAAAAAAGGGGGAGGGAGACUACAGCAGGAGGCGUGUUGUUCAGAGAUAGAAGUACAGCAGAGGGAGUGGAGUAAGUGGGAAGCAAUCACAAGGGAAAUGGACCGACAAACUGUACUUCCCAACUCAAGUACAUUCACUGUGGAUUAAGGUGAGCCACAGCAUCUGUAUUUUUACUAAAACCAGCCCCAUCUCUGGCGGGAGUACCUGUGGAUUAGCACCAUGUGGAACACAGUACAGCAAAGGCAUCAGCUUUGAGGACAACUGAGGGGAUUCAGAAAGGACCAGGAAGUGACUGCGGCUCACAGCUAGUCUCUUUUCUCCACACCCCAGAACAGCCAGGCUACUAAUGAGCAAGUCGAUGUGUGGCUGUGGCUGCAGCAUCAUCUCCUCUCUGAUGAAGAGACUGGGCCGCACAGCUUGCUGCUCAGAUCUGCUCUCCUGCAGCCACACUUCAGAACAGCUGCAGCGACUGGCCACUGCUUGCCCACCUCGACCAAAGAAUGUCAAGCCCUUCUCCUCCUCAGACAGCCUAGCGAAGGUCCAGGAGGUAGCAAGCUGGCUUUUGGAAAUGAACCAGGAACUGCUGUCGGGGGGCAGCAGCAGCAGCGGCGGGCGGAGUCGGGGGCCUGGGGGCCCGGCAGUGCGAGGUAACGCCUCCUCCACGGCUCGGGCACCCCAGCAGGCGGCAGAGGAGGGCGAUGAGGAUGAACACAUGAACCGGGUGGUUGAGGAGGAAGAGCAGCUGCCGCAGAGGCCCGAGGCGUCGCAGGUUGAUGGCGAGAGAGAACAACCAUGGGCGCCGAGCGAGUCCGGAGCCAGCGACGGCCCUCGGGAGGACGGGGAAGGGGAGGAAGACGAAGAGGGCCUGCCAAAUGGAGUGAACGGAGGCGAGAAAGGAGCCCGGUGGAUGUGGGGGGCAGAGCAGCGACAACUUCGAGGGCAGCCGCUUGCUGCUGAAGAGGAGGAGGAAGAGGAAGAGGAGGAGAACAACAACAACAGCAGCACCCACCAAGAGGAGGAGGAGGCAGAGGAGAGGACAGAGGGAGGGGAGGAGCAGGGGAGGGAAGAGGAGGAGAGGGAAGAGGGUGAGGAGGAGGAAGAGGAGGAUGAGGAUGAGGAAGAGAUGGACCAAGAUAGUGAUGACUUUGAACAUUCAGCGGAGAGCGGGAGGGAGGAGGAAGAGGAGGAAGGCUCUCUCUCUCUCAGGAACAGUGUGUCUGCCCCCAAUAAUAACGAGGACUCGGGAUGUACACGCCAAAGCUCUUCCAACAAAAAGAUUGUGUUCCUGGGUCCCAGGUGCCGUAGGCUCAAGUCGCCCAAAUGAGAACCUUCACCCUCUCCUCUUACUCGACACUCCCAUCUUGUGAUCUCGUGCGAACGAGGUGAGACUUCGGGUCAUGCUCAUCAGUUAACCUUCUAAAUACAUUAAGAGCUUUAUGAAUCUAUAUACAGACUGUGCAUUAAGAUUCCUGAAGGUCUAAAGAGCAAAGAUGGUCUGGAUUCAACUGAAAACAUAACUCAGAUUUACAUUUUAAACACACUGCUUCCUGUUCAAAGGUAUGUGAACUAAAAGGGCAUGCAGAACACAUGUUCAUGUAUUAAAUAACUUAAAUGAAUAUAUGGUGUUGGGGUAACAUGAGCCCGCUUGGCUGUAGCAGGUGUAUCUCAGUACAAUGUCUCAUAUAAAUUAGUCGACGGGAAGGCAGUUUAUAUAAAUGUUUAAGGAUGUUUUAAUUUGGCACUACAGAUUUAUUACAAUAGUUUUUACAGGUGCAAGGUGUCAAGGUGCAAAUAAAAAAUGUUUUAUGUUUUACUGUUUUCUCUUUCUCUGCAGAAUGAUCUAUUAUAUCUACUACUGUAACUCUUGAAUUUGAAACCCUUUGAUGCAAAUCACCAUCACAAAAACAAACAUUGAAUGUUUUACGGUAUUUUAAGAGUACAAUUCAAAUGGGAAAGCGCAUCGCCAAAACCUGAAAGCAAAAUCCAGUCUAAUUGCAUCUUAAUUACACUUUUAAACAGUUUUUAAAUAAGCAGGAACAUAA
Oreochromis niloticus (Nile tilapia) is the source of this 2247-nucleotide messenger RNA. RefSeq names its product cilia- and flagella-associated protein 251. The transcript has 4 exons. The record is from RefSeq and is a predicted model, not a curated record. NCBI's taxonomy places the organism in Eukaryota, Metazoa, Chordata, Actinopteri, Cichliformes, Cichlidae. The coding region runs from base 552 to 1529 and encodes 325 amino acids.